CCGGACGAAGUCCAGGACGAAAUGCUGUUGGAUGAGCUGCGCCAGUGGUGCGGCAUGAGGGGUGCGCCCAACUAUAUGGCGCUGUUUGAGGACCCAGGGGCUUUCUCGGGAGCGGCCACGGUCUCGGGUUCAGGCAAGGGUGCCCUCACGGAUCGAUUCAAGUUCGGGAAAUGGAAAGAGCGUGAGGCCGACUAUGCCGGGAGACACAUCUCUCAGCUGUCGGAUCGGAUAGCGGUCGAUCAAGAGAAAUACAUCAGAGAGCAGCUGUCUUUGAUGUUCCUGGGGAAAGAUCGUCGUGCUCAAGUGGACUCCCCGCUCUCGCGAGACGAGAUCAGAUCGUAUCGCACCGUGGCCGCUCAGGUGCAGUGGCUGGCUCGGGAAUCUCGUCCUGACGUGGCAGGCUCUGCGUCUUUGUUGGCGGCAGCGUUGCCCACCCCUUCUGUGGCAGAUGCGCUAGCACUGAUCAAGGUUGUGAAAUUCUUAAAGGCGUCACCAGAACAAAGGUUGACUAUUUGGAACCUCGACCCUGCUUCAGUGACUUUCGUCACGGCCAGCGAUGCUGGCGGCCCCGGUAGUGCUCGUAGAGGGGGUGCCCAGGGAGCGCGGCUCAUCAUGGCCGCGGACUCUAUCAUAAGAGACAACAGGCGAGCUCGGGUGAGCGUGUUGGCCUGGCGAUCCUUGAGGAUCAAGCGUGCCGUGGCUUCCACGGUGGCGGCGGAGACUCUUGCCUUGUCAGGGGCCACCGGGGAGGCCCAAUGGAUCCAAGUCCUUUGGAGGGACGCGGUGUUUGGAGACGUUCCCCGUCCCUCGUGGUUCGAGGGCCAGCGACCAUUUACGGUCAUGCUGGCCAAGGAUUGCUGUCUGGGGGAAGUUGCCUCGGGUCUCUCGGUCGUGGACGCGAAGUCGGUCUUCGACGUGCUCAGUCGUAACUCAGCCGGCUCGAGAGCCGAUCGUAGGAACGCUGUGGAACUUGCCGUGAUUCGGGACUCGCUCGCCUCGGUCGGUUCGCGAGUUAGGUGGGUCCCCCACGCCCGAAUGCCAUCGGACCCUCUCACCAAGGUCGACCCUGUCUCGGGCAAUCAUGCCCUGAAAGAUUUGCUCUCGAAGGCCUCGCUCGUGCUCGUAGACGAGCACGGGCACUUAGACGAACGGUCGCUGAACGCGAGCCUGAAAUCGAGAUCGCGGGGCGCCAGCAAGAAGAUGCUGGACGCCGAGGG
Molecule: messenger RNA, 1217 nt
Organism: Prorocentrum cordatum
Lineage: Eukaryota; Dinophyceae; Prorocentrales; Prorocentraceae
Source: the annotation of a GenBank genome assembly